AUGGGGUCAUCAACAACCCGGUCCAUCGGGAUGUGGACCUGGGAAAUUGCUUCCCUCGUCGCGUCGAUAGCACAGUUUGUUGCCAUGAUUGCUAUCCUAAUUUCCUUUGACGGCAAGGAAAUAUUCGAUGGCCCGCUUGUCACACUCAAUACUGUCGUGUCGAUCCUGGCACUCGGGUCCAAGGCCUCGCUUUUGACAUUGGUCGCAAACUGUAUUAGCCAAGCCAACUGGUCCCUUUUCUCCGGACCGCCGCGUCGCCUGUAUGAUUUCGAAAUCGUGGCCGACGCAAGCCGUGGGCCUCUGGGCAGUUUGCGAUUGCUCAUUAGCAGAAGCUUCAAGGGAGGAGCUAUUGUGCGCGCAGGCGCAUCGAUUACCAUAUUGGCCAUAGGCCUGGGCCCGUUUGCCCAGCAACUCAUCCAGAUAGAGCAAAGACAGGCGGUGGAGAAUGGUGGAAGGUUUGCACGAGCUCAGUACUAUGAUUUGUCUUAUGCAAAGUCUACCGAACUCAAUCUCAUGGAGGAUGAAGCUGAGAGCUAUGUUGCCGUCACCACGACACCCGUCAACUUCGGAAUGCAGGCCGCUGUGAUGUAUGGCCUGACCGGUAAAACAAAACUCAUUUUGCAACAAUCCGACUACGACUGCCCCGGUAGCCACUGUGAGUUCCCCGAGGUUACUUCUCUAGCUGUAUGCAGCAAGUGUGUCAACCUCGAGUCCUCUCUGGAAAGGCGCGAGAAACAAAACAGCACUGUGUUUUCUGUCGCCCUACCAAACGGAGUUACAUGGCAAGAGGUUGGAACCGCGACUGAAUUUAAGCUUCCGAACGGGCUGUUUUUGGACAAUCUCCAUAAUCCGCAGAAACGACAAAGGGUUCUCAUGACAAUGCUUGGGACAUCAAACUCGAGCAAAACAGUUGGCAUGAAAGACAUCGACACUCUCAUCUGGUCGCAAAGCGUAAUCAAGAUGAACAACGAAACUGGAUAUCUUACCAAGAACGAGAGUUGGACAGAGCCAAAGGCUGAAGCAACGGAGUGUGCCCUCUACUACUGUGCAAAGGAUUACACUUUUGAAGCCCGUAACGGUACACUUAUGGCCACAUCUUCCGUGGUCAAUGAGGCAUAUAAACGGAACCCAAACUCAUGGAAGUUAGAUGAUGAAGCCAACAUGGUUGGAUCAGAAUUUGCUCCACCGCCUUUGCCAGCGGACCAGCAGGAGAGCUUGGCUUUCCAUAGAAAUUAUUCCUGGUACACUCGAUCUGAUCUACAACUCUCCAAGGAUUUUACGAAAGAUGAAGGUUGGAACAUUACCCAAACAGCCGUUGAGGUUGUCAACUAUAUCGCUCAAAGCGUUUUCUCAACUUGCAAACCAGACGAGAGGAAGAAUUGUUCGGCCGUAGCGGAGGAUCGAGGCGCGCCGACAGGUUAUCUCAGUGAUCAAUAUCGAACAACAAACCUGAGAUACGAUCCCGAAGUAGCGCAAAUUCUCUGGGACUCCGAUGAUAUCCCACAGACCUUUGAGAAUCUCGCUAUGAGCAUGAGCAACACUAUUCGCGCUGGAGAUAGCAUGCAGUCCACUGAUGAGGGCAAAGUUCUCCAUUAUGUCACUGUAUACAAGAUUCGGUGGGUUUGGGUUGUGCUUCAUGCUACUGUCGAGGUUUCUGCGGCUCUGUUCCUCAUUUUAACUCUGUUGUACAAGUUUCCAACUGGAGGGAAGAUUCCAGUGUGGAAGUCAAGCGAAAUGGCGGCGAUGUCAAAGGGAAGUCAAGUUUCGGAUGUUUUCAAAGGUGCACGCACCCUGGAGGAACUGAACAAGCUAGCAAAGGAAGCUUCUGUCAAAUUGGUCAUCAAAGACGGCGAGCCCACCGAAUUCGUAGGGGAGGAAUAUGUGCAAAUGGUUGGGAAGCAACAUAGCUCACAAGAAUACCUGGGACGUGGGAAUUGA
Messenger RNA from Clonostachys rhizophaga, 1938 nucleotides. NCBI's taxonomy places the organism in Eukaryota, Fungi, Ascomycota, Sordariomycetes, Hypocreales, Bionectriaceae. The record is from the annotation of a GenBank genome assembly.